Molecule: messenger RNA, 4665 nt
Organism: Diachasma alloeum
Lineage: Eukaryota; Metazoa; Arthropoda; Insecta; Hymenoptera; Braconidae
Gene: FLASH
Product: titin homolog
Exons: 6
Coding region: 2024-4594 (856 amino acids)
Source: RefSeq, a predicted model, not a curated record
UCAUAGCAUUUCUAUUCCCCCCUUCGACGGGUCAGACUGGCCCAGGCCAAUGUGGUGUUUACCUGCCUAGCCGGGGUGUAAACAUCGUUCCGCCGGCAGUUGGUUUGUUAUGAAUUUGUUGGAAACUGUUGUUUCGUCUCAUCAAAAACAUCGAAAUAAAUUACCAAAAUAAUUCAAGUGAAGUGAAGGAUUAUUUAAAAACUAUGUAAACAUGAGGCUUAUGACAACGAAUCAGGACACGUACGGUCGUCUAAUACGAUGUAUCGUAUUGAAUUCCUUCACAAGUAUUUUUGAGAGCAAUGAAGAAAUCCCCGAAACGAUUACACACAUCUGCCUGUCGGCAAUGUCUUCCAAGGGUACAGACAUUAGGGACAGAAUUGUUGAAUUCAAUUAUCUUGUCAAUGUAUACAAGGCGAAAAUUCUCAAGGAUUGUCAGCGAUUCAAUGAAGAAGGUGAGAAUGGAAUGCUCGCCUUGCAAACACCGAGAGAGGACACUCAGGCCAGAGCUUUUGAGUUCUUCGAUGAGAAUCGAAGUGAAUUGUUGAAAAUUAAUAGCACUGGGAAACUUCCGACGAUGAUUACAACGUCAGUAAUUCAAGAAGCAGCGCGCAAUCAUCUUGGCAUCUACAUUGACUAUAAGUCAAAUAAUAAAUGUGAGAGAUACAUGUACUGGGCCUAUCGUAACAUUGCCAUGAAGUGGUGGCAAUCCAGAGUUAAGAAUAAAGAGAACACUGAAACAAAAACGUCUUGUGAUGCAGAGAAGUCCGAGGAUUCGUCAACUCAUCGCAACGGUAACUCCGUAAGAGAUCAGCAAACUAGGAGAAAGAGGAGUUGUACGAAUGGAGAAACUGAUGAGAACGCAAAUUCUUGUGCCAAGAAUGAACCUCUUCGAGACGUUCCUCAGAAUAAUGGAAGACAAUCACCAGUAUACUGGGUGAGAUCAGAUAAACAUUUUCGUUCCUUGAUGCGAUUGGAACAAAAGAAGAAGAAACAGAGGCUUCUUCAGUCCAUUUAAACAUAUUUUACUCUUCAACUUGAAAAAAAAAACCAUGGCUGAUUCACUGCAGCAAACAAUUUUUUUUGCACCCAAAACUCUAAAACAACUGCAUUGUACUUCUUUCUACAUUUAUUAAAGACGAAGACUAUUCUCUGAAACAUUGCACGGUGUGAUAAUUUUUCACUGAUAUUUGCCGUAUUUGAAAUGUGAAAUAUCAACUCCUAAAUUACCAUUCUCCAGUAAAAACAACUUUUUGAAAUCCAAUCAUUUGGGAUAGUUUAAUGAAAUAUUAUAGUUUGGGAAUUAAUAUUUAUUUUUUAAUUAAUUUUUUCCCAAUUCAAAAUUUUUUCAGUAGAGAGCAAGACAACUGCAAUGGCCAGGUGUGUGUUCUGUUGAGUCGUUCGAGUACAUAUCAUUUUCGCGGGAAAACAAGACGUGUGUUGCCUGUGUGAUGCUUUUGUGAAAGCAUGUUUAUACACCAUUCGUCGAUAAAAAAAAUACUCCGUUUCUUACCUGGCGAUUAUAUCGCCUUCUAGCUGACCGAUAUGCUUUACCAUAGAAUUAUAAAUAAAUAUUUUCAAUGAAUGGAUGUCUAUGAGGAUUAUUACAGCACAUAUCCUCCACAUUAACGAUGAACUGUAAAAAAAAGUGAUGAAUAACGAACGACGAAGAAAAAAAAGAUGCAAAAAACGAGAAGUGUAUCCCAAAUUGUUCCCAAACGAUUGGAAUUGGUUUCAUCCGGAAAUUUAUUAUUUACCUGCUAGCCACAUGUCCGUGCACUCCAAAAUGUUUUAUAGUUAAAAUAAAUUACAACUAUGUUUAUCAAGUUCAGUCAUACGUGACCCUGAAAUUUUAUUUGCAAUAAUAGCUUUGUAUAUUUCGACCGUUCACCUAGCAGCUGCACUGCGCUGCAGCAUGCAGUGCGACAGAUUCCAACUCGAUGGCCCAGUCAUGGAGUCUAAAAAACAGUAGAAAAAAGUUGGAAUUCACCAGAGAACCGUCCAAAUACGUGAAAAUAAAGCCCAAAUGAUGGAGGAAGAGAUAGACAUUUACGGAGAUUUGGACCACUUGGAUGAAGACAAAUUGGAAAUUACACCUCAAGUGACCAGAGAGUUGCAACAGGAGAAUGCCGAGUUGCAGAAAAAAAUUGAAGAGCUCAGUAGUGAAUUAGAGAGGAUAACUAAAUACUCCAAAUCUCUGGAGGCUAACAUAUCGUCUCUGCAUAAAACGGCAAAGGUGGAAAUUGCAAGAAAAGAUCGAAUGAUCACGGAUCUUCGUCAGCAGCUUGACAAUGCAGCUUUUCGACGCAACACCAAUUUCCGCAUUCCAAAAAGGAUCCCGAGACCUUCAGUAAUCUCCUUACCCCCAAAAGAUGAAUCCACUUGCACCGAAAUUAAGAAAGAAGAAGUUAACAAUACAAUCAACAAAGAAGAAACUGAGUACCAGAGCCCACUCAUCACAAACGAUGAGGAUUUCGAUGAUGCCGAGAAUCUUUAUCAACCGGAGAAUCUUCCAUUGACAGUUUUCGGAGAGAGACUGAAGAGAAAAAUCGAGCAGGAAUCUCGAGAGGAAGCAGAAGCUUCUGAGAACGUCCGAGAAGAGCAGGCACAACAAUCCGAAGACAUUGGGACUGAUAAAGCUCCAGAAGUCCUCGAAAAUAUUGACACAGUUCAAAAUAAAGAGGACAAGGAGAACAAGUAUCGACUUAUUCCGUUAACCCUCCAGAGACUGGCUGAAAAUUCACGAAAGAGAGGUUCAGAUAGUGUUGAAAAAUCAGAGGAACAGGAUUAUUCCAGGCCGAGGGAUAGUCAUGAGAAUAAGAGGAGAAAAUUCGACAAUAGUGAGAGUCGAAGAGAUCAAUCUCCAGACGUAGAUAGAUAUAAAAAUUCGACAGCGACAGCAACAGCGAAAUCUGUAUAUAGGAAGAGGAUGAAGAUCAAGGCGGAGUACUAUUGCCCUGGCAAACCAAAUACGCACGACAAUUCUCGCCACCAGAAAACACCAGGAAGCAGUUGUUCUAGGAGUAGAUCAAAGAGCAGAGAGAGGAGAGACAGGAGAGACCCUCACUCUUCAUUAGAUAGGAGAAAAGAUACUAGGGGGCGAAGUAAAACUCCACCGCGUGGACACGAUAGUGAGAAAGGUAAAUACCGCUCUAGUAGAAAAGCAAGUGAUGAUAGAUAUGGGGAGAGAAGAGGAGAGAAAUCACGAAAUUCAAAACGACCGGUCCGAAAAGACGUGACUCCGCCUGUGAAAAGAAUGGACUUGCGACGCAGGUUGGAUAGAAGAAAUGAUGGCAGAGUAGAUUGCAAAAUUCAAGAUGAGAUGAGAAAAAGGACUCACAGUGGUGCUGAUGCUAGGAGAAAUAAUAGACUGAGAAGAUCGCGAGAGGUGUCGAAAAACAAUCAUGUCAGUAAAAGUGAAAUUAAUGAUUCGAAACAUCCAAGUCGAUUGAGGCUCAAUGUGAAUGGUCAAAGAGAUGUGGACAGGACUAAAAGUGAAAGAUCAAAGUCUCCGUCCACUGAACGAAGAAGACGAAAUUCGUCUGAUGAAAAAAUAAAAACUGAACCACCCAAAGAAUCGGAGGAAAUCGUUGCAAAGGACAAGAUGCCGAUCGAUAGGGAUGAUAUAGAAGAGGGGGAGAUACCCGACAGUCCGUGUCGCGAGUCUCCAGACCCAGCACGUGCAUCCACAACCAAUAAAAUUAAACUGUCACCUUCGAAAGAUGAUCAGUUGCAUCCCGAGGUGAAUGGAGUAGAACCUCACAACUUGGAUGACUCUCUGAGAGAGGAGAAGAUUGAGAAUAUUGAAUUGUUUAUUGAGAAGCUGCAAAGUAACGAUCGAGAAUUUUUCCAAGAGCAGACCCGAAUAAAGAAUGAGAAAUUACAAUCAUUAUCAAGUAAUCAAUUGGGAAUUGUCAGUGAUAGUAAACAAAUAACUAGUCAAGAUCGGAAAGCGAACGUUGAAAUAAUUUCAGCGAUCUCAAAGAAAGACACUUCGGAUGAGUCAGUGCAUCUCACCAGUAUCCUCGGGGAUUCUUCCGAUGAGGAGGUUUGCGAGUCAGCUUUGAACGCAGAGACAGCUGCUAUUUCUGAUAAUGAAGUGGAAAGAAAAAUGCCAGAUACUGCUCACAAUGUUUCCCAUUCACUCGACGACUUGAUACCGAAUGGUAUAACAAAGAAAUCCGAAAUUGUUGGGGUGCCCACAGAUGCCAGUGCAGAUCAAAUACCAGAGGCUAUAUUUGAUGAUGUAAAAACUUCACCAAAAGACGAUGCGCCACAAUCGACUAUUUUCGGAUCCACAUCCCCUGCAACGGAAAAUGAUAGCAUCGAGAAAAUAUCGAAAUCAUGCCCCAAGUUGUUAGAGGCACUUCAAACCCCGCGGGCGAUUCUCCAAGAAAUCGACUCGCUGCCGAAAACCAAACCGUUGAAACCAAACGAGCCUCAUUUGCAGAAAUCUGUACCAAAGGAGAAAGAGAACAGUGGCGCAAAAACAGAUAGAAUAAUAGUUGUAGCUAGAAGGAGAAAAGUUAGAUUAACCGACAUUUCUACUUCCAUGACGGUCGUAGUGAGCGAGAAGAAUACCGACGAAAAUCAGUAGCGCAUUGAAUUGAAAUGAGGAGCUUUCGAUAUUUGGAUGGUUUUUCUACGAAAAAAAAAAAAAAAAAAAAA